Chrysochloris asiatica (Cape golden mole) is the source of this 1587-nucleotide messenger RNA. RefSeq names its product N-acetylglutamate synthase (gene NAGS). The transcript is spliced from 7 exons. Gene Ontology annotation, molecular function: arginine binding; L-glutamate N-acetyltransferase activity, acting on acetyl-CoA as donor. Gene Ontology annotation, cellular component: mitochondrial matrix. NCBI's taxonomy places the organism in Eukaryota, Metazoa, Chordata, Mammalia, Afrosoricida, Chrysochloridae. Bases 1 to 1587 code for a protein of 528 amino acids. The record is from RefSeq and is a predicted model, not a curated record. Gene Ontology annotation, biological process: glutamate metabolic process; L-arginine biosynthetic process.
AUGGCGACGGUGAGGGUGGCAUGGGCCAUGCGGGCGGUCGCUGCGGGUGGGCUGUUGCGCGGCCCAGAGGGCGCCCGGAGGCUGAGCGGCAGCGCGCGGCGGCGGGCGGCUGGGAGCGCCAGUCCCGGGCGCCGGCUCAGCACCGCCGGAGUGCCAGCCCAGCCCCGGAGCGAGGAAGCCGAGGGCGCGGAAGACGCCGUCCCGCCUCCUGCCGCAGAGGAGCCGUCGUGGAGUCCGCCCUCCGCACCGCUCGUGGCCCCCGAGCACCCUGCCCGCCGUUCGCUGGUGCAACGGGACAUCCAGGCCUUUUUGAACCAGUGUGGGGCCAGUCCCGGGGAGGCGCGCCACUGGCUCACGCAGUUCCAGACCUGCCACCACUCCUCCGACAAGCCCUUCGCGGUCAUCGAGGUGGAUGAGGAGGUGCUCCAGUGCCAGGAGACUGUAUCCAGCCUGGCUUUCGCCCUGGCCUUCCUGCAGCGCAUGGACAUGAAGCCGCUGGUGGUCCUCGGACUGCCUGCCCCUACAGCGCCCUCGGGCUGUCUCUCCUUUUGGGAGGCCAAGGCCCAACUGGCGCAGAGCUGUAAGGUACUGGUGGAUGCCCUUCGACACAAUGCCGCCACCGCAGUGCCCUUUUUUGGAGGCGGAUCAGUGCUGGGCGCCGCUGAACCCGCCCCCCAUGCCAGCUAUGGUGGCAUCGUCUCGGUGGAGGCAGACCUGCUGCAGUGGUGCCUGGAGUCCGGCAGUAUCCCCAUCCUGUGCCCCAUCGGGGAGACGUCUGCGCGCCGCUCUGUGCUCCUGGACUCGCUGGAGGUGACGGCGGCGCUGGCCAAAGCGCUACAGCCCACCAAAAUCAUCUUCCUCAAUACCACAGGCGGCCUGCGCGACGCCAGCCGCAAGGUCUUAAAUAACGUGAACCUGCCCGCGGACCUGGACCUGGUCACUAACGCAGAGUGGGUGAGCACCAAAGAGCGGCAGCAGAUACGGCUCAUUGUGGAAGUGCUUAGCCGUUUGCCCCACGACUCCUCAGCCGUCAUCACUGCCGCCAGCACAGUGCUCACGGAGCUCUUCAGCAACAAGGGGUCCGGGACACUGUUCAAGAAUGCAGAACGGACGCUGCGAGUGCGGAGCCUGGACAGCCUGGACCUGGGCCGCCUGGUGAACCUGAUCAACACCAGCUUUGGCAGGAAGCUCCGGGAUGACUACCUGGCCACGCUGCGCCCACGGCUGCACUCCAUCUAUGUCUCUGAGGGGUACAACGCAGCCGCCAUUUUGACCACAGAGCCGGUGCUGGGAGGCACCCCAUACCUGGACAAGUUUGUGGUGAGCUCCAGCCGCCAGGGCCAAGGCUCAGGCCAGAUGCUAUGGGAAUGCCUGCGGCGGGACCUGCAGACUCUCUUCUGGCGCUCCCGAGUCACCAACCCAAUCAACCCCUGGUACUUCAAACACAGCGAUGGCAGCUUCUCCAACAAACAGUGGAUCUUCUUCUGGUUCGGCCUAGCCGAUAUCCGGGACUCCUAUGAGCUGGUUAACCAUGCCAAGGGGCUGCCAGACUCCUUCUGCAAGCCAGCUUCUGACCCAGGUAGCUGA